Messenger RNA from Effrenium voratum, 447 nucleotides. The record is from the annotation of a GenBank genome assembly. Lineage: Eukaryota; Dinophyceae; Suessiales; Symbiodiniaceae.
AUGCAGGAGGCUCGCAGUCUCAGCAAGGAGUUGUGGCUGAGGACUGAGGGCGCUUGGCUUGGGCCCAGUGGCGGCGGGCGGCGCGAUCGAUGCAGCUUGAGAGCCAGAGAGUGUGGAGGCAGACAGGCUUUGAGAGUGUCUUUUACCGCAUUGAGGACCAGGCCAGGUCUGGGGAACCUUUACGACCAGUUUGUGAGCACGCAGGAUGCCGAUGCGGAGUCACUCAAAGCCACGAUCGGCAAGGUCAAAGAAGGGAAUCGAGGGCAGCAAUGCCAGGCGCCGUGCUACUUCUGCUCUUCCACGGGCGCCAGACGAGGAAGGCGUCCGCCACGUUGGCCACAGCUGGGCGCCCCCGGAAUCGCCGUCGAGAAGUCUGCGGCGGCUACUGUCAAGAGAGAGCAGCGUGGCGAAGGGCGGGGCAAGGGGCGCUUGGGAUUUGCGCUGUGA